UGCAAGGGUUUGUCCUCUAGACAGUGGGGGUGGGAGGAAAGCAGGGCUAGAAGCGGAGCAGGGAGCAUGAGCCAACGGAGAAUGCCAGGAUCUGGCUUUUGUGAUUGGUCAGCUGCUGGCUGAUGGAUAGUCGAGGGAGGAGCCGACAACUCAGUCUGUUCUGACGGAGCCGAAGUCCAGAAACCAUAUUUACAGGUCCAUGUGCCUACACUGCAGCUAUGAGCGGAAUUUUAAAGAGGAAGUUCCAAGAAAUUGACAGCUCCUCACCCUACUCCUCUGUGCAGGAAUCAGACGAUGACGUUUUUAGCUGUGGCAGUACGGACAGUGUUGAUGGUGUCAUUCAGUCCACUUCUAAUCAUUUCACUGGAAAAAAUAAGGAGAUAUCUACAGCCUGAAAAGAUGUUUUCAGAGGCAUAGAGUCUUCAGGAAAAUACUGGAGUCCAUGAGGUCUCAAGGAAUCCCUGCUGACCUGUCCCCACAGGAUUCUGACUGCGUUCUGCAUUGCUUACUUCGUCUAACUCUCUAAAGCCCGAACUCUGGAUUCUAGUAACACUCAGCUACCUGGCCCUGCCCGGAAGAGACAAUUCAUUUUCUGUGGUACGUGGGACUGCGCUGCAGCUAUGAGUGGGAUUUUAAAGAGGAAGUUUGAAGAAGUGGACGGCUCCUCACCCUGCUCCUCUGUGCGGGAAUCAGACGAUGACGUUUCCAGCUGUGACAGUGCCGACAGUGGGGACAGCGUCAACCCAUCCACUUCUAGCCAUUUUCCCCCCUCCUCCAUCCUCAAAAGAGAGAAGCGGCGGCGGACGAAGAGUGUGCAUUUCAGUCGCGUCACCGUGUACUACUUCGCCCGGAGGCAAGGUUUCACGAGCGUGCCCAGUCAGGGGGGCAGCACGCUGGGCAUGUCCAGCCGCCACAGCAGCGUGCGCCAGUACACCCUGGGCGAAUUCGCGAGGGAGCAGGAGAGGCUCCACCGGGAGAUGCUGAGAGAGCACCUCAGGGAGGAGAAGCUGAAUUCUCUAAAACUAAAGAUGACGAAGAAUGGCACCGUGGAAUCUGAAGAGGCUAGCACCCUUACCGUGGAUGACAUUUCUGACGAUGACAUUGACUUGGACAACACCGAGGUAGACGAGUACUUCUUUCUACAACCGCUGCCAACAAAAAAACGGAGAGCGCUGCUGCGGGCCUCUGGCGUGAAGAAGAUCGACGUGGAGGAGAAGCACGAGCUUCGAGCCAUCCGCCUGUCGAGGGAGGACUGUGGCUGUGACUGCCGAGUGUUCUGUGAUCCAGAAACGUGUACCUGCAGCCUCGCGGGCAUUAAGUGUCAGGUGGAUCGGAUGUCCUUCCCCUGUGGCUGCACUAAAGAACGAUGUAGCAACACAGCAGGUAGGAUCGAAUUUAAUCCUAUCCGUGUCCGGACUCAUUUUUUGCACACAAUAAUGAAACUGGAACUGGAGAAAAACCGAGAGCAGCAAAUACCCACGCUGAAUGGCUGCCACGGGGAGAUAGGCGCCCACAGUAGCUCCAUGGGCCCUGUCGCCCACUCCGUAGAAUAUUCGAUUGCAGACAAUUUUGAGAUUGAAACGGAACCCCAGGCCGCAGUGCUGCACCUGCAGUCCGCUGAGGAAUUCGAUUGCCGCGGGGAGGACGGGGACGAGGACGAGGAGGAUGGGAGCAGCUUCUGCAGUGGAGUCACUGACUCCAGCACUCAGAGCUUGGCACCCAGUGAGUCAGACGAGGAGGAAGAGGAGGAGGAGGAAGAGGAGGAGGACGAGGAGGAGGAGGACGACGACGACGACGAUGAGAAAGGGGGCAGCUUCGUGGAAGGUCUGGGAACCCACGCGGAAGUUGUUCCUCUUCCCUCCGUCCUUUGCUAUUCCGAUGGCACCGCUGUUCACGAAGGCCAUGCAAAAAAUGCUUCUUUUUAUGCCAACUCUUCAACUCUGUAUUACCAAAUAGAUAGCCACAUUCCCGGAACUCCUAACCAGAUCUCUGAGACCUAUUCCGAAAGAGAUACUGUCAAAAACGGUGCCCUCUCGCUGGUGCCUUACACCAUGACCCCGGAGCAAUUUGUUGACUAUGCCCGCCAAGCAGAGGAGGCCUACGGCCCCGCCCACUACCCAGCUGCCAACCCCUCUGUCAUUGUCUGCUGCUCCUCUUCGGAGAGUGACAGCGGUGUGCCCUGCGGUAGCUUGUAUCCGGAACAUAGGUCCAACCAUCCUCAAGUGGAAUUUCACUCCUAUUUGAAAGGCCCCUCCCAGGAAGGCUUUGUCUCUACAUUGAAUGGUGACAGUUGCAUUUCAGAGCAUCCUGCUGAAAAUUCUUUGAGCCUUGCAGAAAAGAGCAGACUGCACGAAGAGUGCAUCAAAUCACCGGUGGUUGAGAGUGUCCCUGUUUAGUAGCUUAAGUUAUUUCCGGACCACCUCUUCUCCUAUUUAAAGCACUGUAUUUAAUUGGAUUUCCUGGGCUCAUGGUUGUUAGAAACUGAGGACCAAGAGAAUUUGGGCUGUGGUGAAUCUUCCAGACUGUAUUUUGUUUUAUCCUUUCUAGCUACGUGACUGUGGCAUUGCACAAAUACAGUGUCUGAGGAUUUUAAAAGAUUUCCGACUGUUUUGAUAGAAAAAUGCUAAUUUUAAAAAAGCAUAUCUCACAGUUGCCUACCUGUCAAGCUGUGUGAAACCUGCCAAGCUGUGUAGAUCAGAGCUCCAAGUUUUGGAUUAUCGGGCCUGUGCAAGAUUGUUGACUAAGACUGGGAAAUAAUAAGAAUAGAAUCCUAAUUUUCGAUAAAUAAUUGAAGAUGAUGGUGACUUUUUAAUGUAAAAGUAAUUAUUGUAAGCAAAAGAUUUAACCUUUCCAUGUGUAUUUUAUUUAUGGUAGUUAGAAGUCAUGUUUUGAUGAAAAUGAACAGCAGCAUGUUCGUUUAAGCUGAAGAUGCAUAGUUAGUACCGCCGAGCAUGCCCACAUGGAUUGCAUCUGGAAUCCAUUCGCGUUUUUAUGAUCAUGACUGAUCAGAUUUGCAAAUACUUUCUUAAGGGUGAAAUAGGCCUAUUUUUGCUAUUUUGGACAAAUAAAUGAGUCUAUAUGUGCAGGUCCUUACACAGUUUUCUCUAAAGUUAAGAGUUAGGACAAUCCUCUGGUGAGGGUCUAUUUCACUGCCCUCCCUCAGUUGACUCCAGAGAUGGAGGUGGAAGGAAUAGCCUUUCAUUUUUAAACAGCAUCAUCUUGGUUCUUAGCUGGGACAGCACCUUUAAACUCUACUCCCCUACAUCGAGAUGCACUUUAGUGCCCCUUCAUGGUACCUUGUGAGGGUUGGGGACUGAGAACUCUUUGAAAUGAAAAAUUUUAAAGAAAUUUUUUUAAGACUAUAACUAUUAGAAGGUUCAUAUAAUUAAUGUAGAGGGGUCAUCCAACGAUACUUUAUGAAGAAAAAAAUGACCUAUUCUCCUUUGCCACUCUGAAGGCCUAACUCAGUUAAAGCAGAGGAGGCUGAGGAAACGUGGAAGAGACACAUCCUCAGCAACCAGCCUUUCUACAGCGUGAUCAAUCUAUCUCUGCAAAAUGAGUGUAUGAUGAGAUUUCUACUUAGUGACUAGCUGAUUAAGGGGGGGGCCUCUUCCCAAACACUCAGCUAGGCCUUACUCACAAGAAGCAUUUUGAUUUCUCUUGCCUGGGACAAUUAGCAGAACAGUCCAGAAUGCAUUGAAUACUUUCUAAUUACCUCAUGUUCUCUUGUUAAAGGGGACAGAUAGAAAUAAAACAUGCACUCCCCACCUUUAGAUUAUCUGCGCUCGGAGGACUUCUACGAUCCCAUUUUCCUGUAAAUUAGGUAACUAGAUAGUGUGCUCUGCCUUUUUUUCCUUUUUCCAAUGCAAUAUGACUAUGCUAACUCUGUUUCAUAUUUUUGACUUUCUAUUGUUAUAUCAUUUCACAUUUUCUGCCUCUUUGAAAUGUUGACAUGCCUUUGCUAUUCAGUGACUGUAUUCACUACUUUAUUUUUAUGUCUUUUAGACUUGGAUAUUUAGAGAUAUGGAUAUGAAUAUAGUGUAGAUCUCUAUUCCUUAAAAAACUCUUCUAUUUAAUUGAACUUAAAAAUGCUUGAUCUAGAGAAAGUCCUCCAAUGGAAGAGUUUCUACUAAAACUUGAUUUGGGGAAAAACAUGUUUACUUGGCAGCUGUUUCACUGUGCAGUUGGUUCCUGCUCUGUCUCUACCCCACCGCUGGACCGAAUUCAUAACUAUGAAUGUUAACAUUAAAGGAGCUUUGCGAUUGUCCUUCUGGAGGGAGCAGUAAUGAGGAUGGGAAUGUUCCUUUUGAAUGAUAAGCCCUUUGGGCUAAUCAGAUUGGGGUGUUGCUCAAAUGUUGUUAGUAUAGCCCAUGUUAUCUACAAAGUUACAGUUUUUAGUAUUUGAUCUCCAAAUUUUUCCCCUUACCAAUACAAUCUAAAGAGCACUGGCCCAGAGAGAAAAUGAGCAGAGGCUAUUGUUCCUUCGUUCAAGCAUGUGAAGGAAUCAUAGUCCCGUGUUUGCCGGACCGGAAUGCGGAGUGCGGCAGAGUAAGGGAGAGAGGACUCCGGCUGUGGCAGAGUUGGAGGGUGGAAUGUCAGUCAAAGUUCUAAAAGGAUAGAUAUUUCAUUUAAUUCAGCUUUACAUUCACAAGAAGGUUGAUGCCUACUUUUUUUGGUUUGGCUGGGUCUCUGUUUUGCAGUUUCAAAAGGAUGUCCAAAAGGAUGCUUAUACUAGAAAAUAGACCAAAAAAAUCCCCAGAGCUUUCCACCCCAUCCGUCCAGUAGGGGUUGGAAGUCACUGCUACACAGAUGGAUUAACCUUCCAUCCGUGGCAGCUUUCAGUCCAAAUUUUCCUAUACAGAACCCAGCCCCUAAACACACACACACACAAAAUUGAUGUAUAUCACACACUGGAGAGUGACAAAUUUUAGGCAAUGGCCAAAAAUGAGUACUGAAUGUUUCUCCCUGGAAGCUAGUUGGGCCUUAACAAUCUAAAAAUGUGAUCUAGGAAAGAGGAUACUUUUUUUUAAAGCUGUAGUUUGAAAAAUAUUGGGUCGAAGUUACAGAUAAUACAAAUGGCAGGAUCAUUUCAUUUUUACUUCCUUUUCCAGAAAGACUGAGAGAGCACAGUGUUCUAUCUGACCUUUUUUUUUCUUUUCCCCCAUAAAUAGCCCUCUAGUCCACAAAAGCUGCCCACAUGCCAGGAAAGCACUACAGUUUUUAUAAGGUUUUUAAAAUGGGGAUCAAACUAGAUGCAUCUGGUUGGGAUACUUAAGAUCCUUAUUCCAAGACACAAUAACCUGACCCACAGCUGUUGUAUUGCCCCCAUAGUAUAUCUAACAAAAUUAUAGUCUUGUAUGACACACAGCUUUUUAGUCACUCACUGUCAAUGGCAAAGCUGCUCUGCUUGGGUCCCUGUUAUUUUACCACCAGCCCUAUACCUUUUAUUGGGCUUAAUUCCCAGUUCUAAUCCAGUUCAAAUUGAUUUCCAAGUCAAGUGGCUGGAGCAGUUUGCAGUCCUUUUAUCAUUCCAGGUUUCCUCUGAGAGAAAGAAGUCAAUGCACAAGAUUUACUUGAGUUUUUCCCCCAUCUCCUGAUCAGUGAUUAUGAAGACAUCAGUAAAAUCCAUUUGUCUCAUAUCUUUUUUUUAACAAUAUAGUUAACAAUAUAGUUACUUUUUGAAAACGAAUCCUUUCUUUGUGAUGCAACUAUAUUUUUCGCAGUAUACCAGCCACAUAUAAAAUGUGAAAAUAAUGUUUAUUAGAGUGAUAAAAUCUUCACAAACUUAGGGCCCCCAAUACCCCUUCUCUCCAAAAAAUUAUGAGUUACAGAAACACUGGCCAGAAAUUAAUCAAGAAUCUAAGAGAUGAUAAGUACUUAUAUUCUGUAAAAUUUUAUACUCAGAUGACUCCUAAGCAAAAUUCUGGUUUGGUUAUCAUUAA
Molecule: messenger RNA, 5942 nt
Organism: Manis pentadactyla (Chinese pangolin)
Lineage: Eukaryota; Metazoa; Chordata; Mammalia; Pholidota; Manidae
Gene: CSRNP3
Product: cysteine and serine rich nuclear protein 3
Exons: 8
Coding region: 621-2396 (591 amino acids)
Biological process (GO): regulation of transcription by RNA polymerase II
Cellular component (GO): nucleus
Molecular function (GO): sequence-specific DNA binding; DNA-binding transcription factor activity, RNA polymerase II-specific
Source: RefSeq, a predicted model, not a curated record